AGUCAUUUUCCGUACGAUAAUUAUUCUCAUGAUCUGAAUCCAAUCUCUACUAGCGGGUGAAAUGUUGGCCAACCGACAACACCCGCCAUUACAGAGUUUCCCAGCCAGUACCAGACUACCAGUGGUAUUUGCUCCAUUCACUUUCUUCCAUGGAGUCCCAGGCCCACCACAGCCAUGAAAUUUCCUCCGCACAAUGCUCAACAAUUUUCGCAAAUUACGCCAUGAAAUAGGAUGGAUCGGUGGAUUCCCAUGUGCGAACUGGACACCAAACCCCUUCUUUUUCUUCCUUUUCAUCUUUAACUUUCCUGCUAACUGCUGCUGAGGCUCUCCAUUUUUGUAUUUUCGCCCCUCUUCUUUGUCACAAACUCUGUUAACUCGUAGCGUUUCCUCUUUUGUUCCCCUGGCCCGCAUUUUAUAAAUGAAGAAAAUGAAUUAAUUCCUACAUUUAGCAGUUGAUACAAGACAAUUACACAAAGUCCAGGGUGCUCUGUUUUAUCUUUUAACUAUAAACCUCCAUUCUGAACCAGGAAUUGUAAACCUCCCAUUCCCCGAGAGAGAGAGAGAGAGAGAGAGAGAGAGAGAUGAGGAACUUGGGUUUGGCUUUUCUCUUCACCAUUCUGCUCCACCAGUGUUUUUUCAGCCCUCACGGCGGCGUGGAAGCGGCGGGAGCCGGUUUCAUCCAAACCAGAGGACCCCAUUUCGUGCUGAACGGCGACCUCUUCUACGCCAACGGAUUCAAUGCCUACUGGUUGAUGUACGUCGCCGCCGACCCAACUCAGAGAUCCAAAGUGUCGGCCGCUUUCCGAGAAGCGAGGAGCCACGACCUCACCGUGGCCAGGACUUGGGCCUUCAGCGACGGCGGUUACAGGGCUCUCCAGUACGCCCCUGGCGCCUACAACCAAGAUAUGUUUCAGGGGCUGGAUUUUGUGGUGGCUGAAGCGAGAAGGUACGGGAUGAAGCUGAUUCUGAGCUUUGCGAACAACUACGACAGCUUCGGUGGGAAGAAGCAGUAUGUUAACUGGGCCAGAGCUCAGGGCGGCGGCCUUGCAUCGGACGAUGAUUUCUUCACUCACCCUCUUGUUAGGACCUACUACAAGAACCACAUUCGGACGGUUCUCAACCGGCAGAAUACAUUCACCGGAAUUCGGUACAAGGACGACCCAACAAUCAUGGCGUGGGAGCUGAUGAACGAGCCCAGAUGCACUUCGGAUUCCUCUGGCAGGACUAUCCAGGCUUGGAUAACGGAAAUGGCGUGGUUUGUGAAGUCAAUAGACAGGAAUCACUUGCUGGAAGCUGGUCUAGAAGGGUUCUACGGGCCAUCUACUCCACAAAGGAUGAAUGUCAACCCUCCCGUUCAAGUUGGAACUGAUUUCAUCGCCAACAACAGGGUUUCAGGCAUCGAUUUUGCGACAGUCCAUUCAUAUCCCGACCAAUGGCUAUCCAACUCCAACGAUCAAUCGCAACUGUCUUUCAUGAACAACUGGCUCGACGCCCACAUCCAGGACGCGCAGUACAUCCUUCGAAAGCCUAUACUCAUCGCGGAAUUCGGCAAGUCGUGGAAGGACGCGGGCUUCUCCGCCUACCGGAGAGACCAGCUGUUCAAUGCCGUUUACUACAAGAUAUACGCGUCGGCCAAGCGCGGCGGGGCGGCGGCAGGGGGGCUGUUCUGGCAGCUGCUGACGGAAGGCAUGGACAGCUUUCGAGAUGGGUACGAGGUGGUUCUGGGGCAGAGUUCCUCGACAGGGGAUUUGAUAGCGCGGCAGUCUCACAAGCUGUAUCAGGUGAGGAAGAUUUUUGGGAGGAUGAGGAACCAGGAGAGGUGGAGGAAGGCCAGAGCUGCGAGGAAGGGUCAGUGGCAGAGUGGUAGCAGAAAUGGCAGUAAAGGGGUUGGGAACUGACGGUAGGCAGAGUGUUGCUGUUUUGGGGGAAGGUAAUUGAAAUGGCGAACGGUUGUUUUAGUAUUUUUGGGCUGUGAUGUGUGGUAAGGGUCCUUCUCUUGGAGAUGAUUGUUUAGUUGGUCGUCCAGGAGGGGCAAAGCAGUAUGUUGCCUUUUAAUCAUGGUAAAGGAAACUCUACCGAAGUCAUACCGGAUCUGGUAGGGUAUUUUGUAGUACUACCGUGGUUCAAUCGUUGUGUAUCAACAAAAUACCGUUUUUGUAGUUAAAAAUAUUUUUUUGUUAAAAAACCGUAUUGGCAGAUUUAGGAUACCGUUUCGGAAUAAUACCGGAAUACAACCAGAAUAUACCGGAUAACAAACCUGAAUAAACUAAAUAGGCAUAU
Linum trigynum is the source of this 2280-nucleotide messenger RNA. Lineage: Eukaryota; Viridiplantae; Streptophyta; Magnoliopsida; Malpighiales; Linaceae. The record is from the annotation of a GenBank genome assembly.